Molecule: messenger RNA, 1404 nt
Organism: Orbicella faveolata
Lineage: Eukaryota; Metazoa; Cnidaria; Anthozoa; Scleractinia; Merulinidae
Source: RefSeq, a predicted model, not a curated record
CAAUCUCAUUGUUGUCGGUUCAACCGCGGUGCGGCAGAAAACAGUUUAUUUCUUGACUCUUUGUCAAAUUUGGCAACUAAACGAGGUUGGAGCGACCUGCAGAUCAACUCUGGCGUAGCCCAGGGCAAUAUCUUACGAAUAACACGCGAUCUCCACUGGCAAAAGCGAAAUCAUCGUAUCGCGACCAGAAUAUUGCCGGGAACAUCGAUUGAAAGCUAGAGAACGGCUUUGAUGUUAUUGGUGUGUCAUAAUGACUCACAUUUUAACAAAUCCAGGCUAUCCAAAUGAGCUUCGCUUUCGCUCCAAGUCUGCCGAAGUGUUUAGAGAACAUGAAAGACGAAAACAAGGUAUUUCACAAUCGGAUUUCGACAAGAUUCGCAGCCUUUCUCGCCAGUCAUGGAAGCAUACUUGGGAAAACCCUGGCGAGCCUUUGCCUUCUGUAAAAUGUAACCACUUUGUUACUACUUACUCGACAACACAUAACUACAGAGCUCUUCAAGAACCCACUCCAUGUCGCCCGACUUCGCCAACAAGACGAAAUAAUCCUCACCCUACAAGAUCAUUUUUGCGACUCAGGUUGAGGGAGGCUAAGGGGUUUCCCAAGCCGAAAGAAAAACCAGGACAGGACCCUUAUGAUGUUGGUUAUAAGCCUGAUGAACCAAGUGACAACCAGCAAACAAUGUACUACACAUUAUGGGAGAUGAAAGAUAUGGAAAAGAGAGGAACAGAUGAGGUAUUAAAAGCUGUCAUGAAUCCAAAAGCCAUACCAGCGACACAAGCUUGGGUGAGAAAUGCUACCAUGAAAGACAAGAAGACAGUCACAAACAUGAUGAAUGCAGCACAAGACACAGUACAAAUGGAAGAGACUGUCAGUUCCACAUUCAGGCCUGAUGUUGUACCAGCUGUAAAUCGAUGGUUAAAGAAAGCUGGAAAUGAAGAACAGCAAGCUGUAAUGAGAUUAAUUAGAACACUGGCAUCUGAUCCAAUCCGUGAUGGCACGAUAGAUCCACGCUACACAGGACAACAGCAUCCAGACAGAUACAUCUUAGGAAAAUACAAAGUGCGGCAAACACUGCCAGCAGAAAUGCGCAUUAAUGUGAAGAAUCACUUUCCAAAAAAGUCUCAUUUCAAAGCACAUCCUGCAUGGUUGCAGUCUUGAUGCCAGAUGAAAGACUUUUUUGUAGCUUUAUGUAGUACUGUUGUGUUGGUAUUGUCAGUCCCACUCUUGUUUGCAAAACUUGACCUGCUGUUGCUCAUAAUAGAGUGCAUCAAAUCUUGCAUGCAAAUGUCAAUCAUUACUAUUUGGAAAAUCACAUAAAGUUUGGGCAUAAAUACAACAACAAGGCUAUUGAAAGAAAGUACCUGUAAGACAGAAUUUGAAAAUUGAAUGUAUUUUCACAUGUG